CAGAGGAGCGCCGCCCGCCGCCCGCCGCCCGCUGCCCUCUCCCCCGCCACUAUGUCUACGCCCGACGGCCGUAACAGGAGGUCCGUCACGCCACCUUCUGCUGAUGAAGAGCUGGGUGUUGAGUUUAAGGAUGAGGAAUUUCCGACUCUGCAAAAGAGUCUGGGGAAAGUACGUUCCCCGGGAAGUAACAGGCCUUCUCCUCAGCGAGGUGUCCGUAUCAGCCCUCCCCAACAAGUUCCUGCUCAGCCCCUCACGCCCGAUGAAAGAAGGCAGCGCCAGUUCAUGGAUGUACUUUUGAACUGCAAUAAGAAGGGAAACAAAAGCUUGUAUCAGAUCAAGGCUCUUGCUAUAGUUCCUUCCAAAGAUUACACUUUCCACGUCCAAUUUGAGCAUGUUCUUGAGAGGGGUUAUUUCGACUUGGCAAUUUGGAUCGUGGAAAGUCUCUCAUCUCGCCUAGGUGUGAAUUUGCUGAGGCUGACGCUAGCAGAUUUCCUGGAGGCGGAACUUCCGGGUCAGAUUCCCCGAGUGAGGGAGGAUAUCUUCUUGAUGUUCGUGGGUACUCCAACAUCCAUGAAGCCAUGGUCUCAGUUCUCAUCAGAAGAUGUGGUGCAAUUGGAUAGCACCGUGCUGGGAAACACAAAUCAGCUUGUGAAAGUUGUGUACUUGGGUCGCCUGGUAUACUUUGCUGGCACUGAUUAUCUCUAUGAGGAGUGGAAUGCUGGAAAAAGCUGGGGCGGGAAGUUUGAAGCCAAGCAUAUUCACUUUCUGGAGUACAGAGAUGGUAGGGUAGUAUGCAGAAUCAGUGCUACUCCUACUGCCACAGGAAAGGGUUGUACCUCAACAAACAAGGCACUUGAUCUUCAGAAGCUGGUGGCAGAGCUUAUCGCGAAGUACAAAAUCGGUGAUCAGUUGCCUGCAAAUUUUGAAGCGCUGAAGCGUGACUUUGAGGCUUUAAAUGGUACCUCCAUCUCGACAACACCCGUUUUACAGUAUCUGCCAUAUCACGUGGCUAUGAUGCCGCUUGCUGCAACUGAGUUUCUGACCACAAAGCUUCAUACUGUUCUUCAAAGUGUCCGGAUGUCUGCGGCAGAGUUCACCGUGUACAGGAUUGUGUUUCUUGCACAACCAAAUGGUGAACUUGAUUGGAGGAUUGAGUAUUUCGACUCGCCUGACCAAGUUCUUAGGGGGGUGUAUCGACAUGAUAGGAGGGGUACGGUACCUGGUGUGCAGAGACCGGGUCAAGUGAGGGAAGAUCCAGCAGGUAUUGAGAAGUUCAGGCAGACUAGAGAAGGUAAACUGGGCUACAAACGGCAUAUUAAUAUGCACGUGCAUCAGCAUCUGCCUGGCAGCACUCCAGGGCAGCAAAGGACCCUAACAGAUGUGUUCGAGGCUGAGCUGUUUUCCUCAAACAAGAAUGAUAUCCUUGCUGAGAUUUCAAGUGAGCUCUUCCGUGGUGAGGACGAACAGAUGAGGCUGGCCUCCAAGCUUGGCAUCAUCUAUGAGUCGUACCGGGCGAUGAGGUACAUUGAGGACAAUGUUGCUGCUGCUGGUGCUGAUGCUGGAACAGUAUGAUUGCGAGAAGAGGCAUGACGUAGAACGUAGUGGGCGUAGGUAGUUGGUUGUAAUGGUAUGUCCAUGUCUUCGGUGGAGAGGAUGAGACUGACAGAGGGCCUUAAUUUGUUCUUCUUGUAGUAACUAAGCUGGAUCCUGGAGGAUGUGCAUGCUAUGCACACAGCUGGUGGUCAGUUGUUGAUUUUGGUGUGCGAUGCUGUGGGUGUUUGAUGUCUUGAAUGGUAGCGCCGUGUCCCAUGUCUUAUUUUGCUGCCACUGUAGUAACUUGUGGAUCCUGGAACCUGGAUGAUGUGAAUGUUUGCACAAAUGUUAUGUACACAGUUGGUGACUGGUUGA
Triticum dicoccoides is the source of this 1908-nucleotide messenger RNA. RefSeq lists its product as uncharacterized. Lineage: Eukaryota; Viridiplantae; Streptophyta; Magnoliopsida; Poales; Poaceae. The transcript has 4 exons. The record is from RefSeq and is a predicted model, not a curated record. Bases 52 to 1572 code for a protein of 506 amino acids.